Bombyx mori (domestic silkworm) is the source of this 2060-nucleotide messenger RNA. RefSeq names its product larval cuticle protein 65Ab1. The transcript is spliced from 3 exons. The record is from RefSeq and is a predicted model, not a curated record. Bases 192 to 515 code for a protein of 107 amino acids. NCBI's taxonomy places the organism in Eukaryota, Metazoa, Arthropoda, Insecta, Lepidoptera, Bombycidae.
UUAAUGGACAGCUAGAAUUGGCUCAGUUUCAGUUCAAGAAGAGCUGAGCGUUCGGAUGUACGCGGCGCCUAGCGCACACGCGGACUGCUCUUAAUAUAUAAGGAGGGAACUUGCGACACCGUUAACACAUUCAGACUACAACCUGUACAGGAAGUCACUUGUUUCCGUUGUCAUCUUUGCAAUCCACGAAGAUGCUCCUCGCUUUGGUAUGCGGUGCUUCGCUGCUUCUGCAAGUGAUAGCAGCCGGUCCAUUCGUCAACAACCAGAACAAAGUUCAAGUCGUUCGAUAUGACUUAGAUACAGACAAUUUACCGAAUUCAUAUAAAUUUCAUUACGACGCCAGUGACGGCUCAUCUCGCACUGAGGAGGGGGGCAUCCAGAACCUCGGGACGAACGACGCUGCCCUCGACGUCCACGGUGCUGUACGCUGGUACAACAGCAAAGGUCAACUCUACGAGAUGAUCUACAAAGCUGGCAAAAGAGGCUACAGAACAAUCAUCAAGAAAGUUUCAUAAGACAAACGAUUGAACAUAUUGAGAUUGAAUGAGAUUUCGAAAGACUGUAUAGUAAUUUAUUGUUUUAGUCUGUUUAUUUAAACGCUAUCAAAAAAAAUUAUAUUGGUAACCUUUUAAUGACAAUGACAUUGUAAAAUUCAAAUGAGAUCUUAUUUUUAGAAUAGCAUAAGCUAAUCAUGUUUAAAUAAUCUAUAUAUUAAUACGUGAAGCGAAAACUUUGUAUUCCUUUUUACGAAAAUUGCGCGGACGGAGGAGUAUGAAAUUUUCAACACUUAUAGAGAUUAUAGAGAAGAAGUGCACAAUGCUAAUAUUUUUUUAAAAUAAUGCAUAAAAGAUACAUUAAAUCAAUAAAGAAAACAUUACACACACUACCAUGUAUUUGACACACACACGUAUGCAUACUAUUUGUUUUUUGUCAAACUUUUCUUUGCAGUCUGUCAGUUAUAGUCUGUCAAAUUGAAAAUAGAUUAAAUUUUGUUUUCUUUUUAUUAAUAUUUGUCUAAAGUAUAGUCUUGACGAAAUCUGUGAUUAAAGAAGUAUAAUAGUCCUUGACAAUAGAAUCAUAACAGUGUACAAACUUAUAAUUUCCAUUAGUUAUAGUCGAAUUUCGACUACCAGAGGUCCACUAGUAUGCAUAAAGAAGUGUGGGCGCGCGAUUGAAGCAUCAGGCUAAGGAUAAGACGUCCGGUGCAUCGUGUGUAGCGAUGCACCGGUGUUCGAAUCCCGCAGGCGGGUACCAAUUUUUCUAAUGAAAUACGUACUCAACAAAUGUUCACGAUUGACUUCCACGGUGAAGGAAUAACAUCGUGUAAUAAAAAUCAAACCCGCAAAAUUAUAAUUUGCGUAAUCACUGGUGGUAGGACCUCUUGGGAGUCCGCACGGGUAGGUACCACCACCCCGCCUUUUUCCGCCGUGAAGCAGUAAUGCGUUUCGGUUCGAAGGGUGAGGUAGCCGUUGUCACUAUACUGAGACCUUAGAACUUAUAUCUCAAGGUGGGUGGCGCAUUUACGUUGUAGAUGUCUAUGGGCUCCAGUAACCACUUAACACCAGGUAGGCUGUGAGCUCGUCCACCCAUCUAAGCAAUAAAAAAAAAAAAAAAAAAAAAAAUCAGGCCUCUCUCUUGCACGCCCGCAUUUUGAUGGCGACUACGUCACAAGUCACAAUGUGUGUCCUUUUUUGUCAAUCUUGGAUUUCACAGGUUUCUAACUAAUUACUAUACCGAUAUAUAAUUUUCUUCUUGUUUUAGAUUACAAAUAACACUAUUUAAUUAUAAAAUAGUCAUUGGUCAAUAUCAGCAUUGGUCUCAAGUCGAUAAUAAUGAUACAAAUUUUGAAUGUAAAAAGUGUUUUUGUAAAUGUUAAUAUGAUUUGGUAUGCGAAGAUAUGAGACUUGUUUUAAAAUAUUGCAUUUACGUAAUGACCUUGUUCACUGAGAUUAUAAACUAAUUUGUAAUUUAAUAUUUAGUGAAUAAUAAAAAUCAAUCUCGUAAACAUCGAGGACGUGUGAGAAAAUUUAUGUGUUGUAAAUAAAUUUAAAUCUAACCAA